UUCCUUAUUGUAGUUCUGGUAUCCAGACGCUGCCUCACAAUGCCAAAGUCCACUACAACUAUGCCAACUUCCUGAAAGACACCGGUCGGCACCAGGAGGCAAUUCACCACUACACCACUGCCCUCAGGUUAUACCCCCGUCAUGCCAGCGCCAUGAAUAAUCUUGGCACUUUGACUCGCAGCCCAGAGGAGGCAGAGAUGUACUACAGGAAAGCACUGGAAACCAACCCUCAGCACAACCGAGCUCUGUUUAACCUGGGAAACCUCUUUAAAUCUCAGGGGAAGGAGAAAGAAGCUGAGACUCUGCUCAAGGACUCGAUUCGCUUUGGUCCACAUUUUGCUGAUGCUUACUCCAGUUUGGCAUCACUCUAUGCUGAACAGAAACGCUUUUCUGAAGCCAAUGAAGUUUAUUUAAAAGGUAUAGAGAACUGUCCCGACAGCUCCGACCUGCAUAACAACUACGGCGUGUUUCUGGUGGAUACGGGAGAAGGACAGCGGGCAGCUGCUCACUACCAGCAAGCUGUGCGACUCAAACCAGCACAUUACGUAGCCAUGGUAAACCUGGGCCGUCUGCUCCGAUCGUCCAAUGAGAAUAAAGAAGCUGAGUCUUGGUACAAAAGGGCACUGCAGGUGACAAGGAAGGUGGACAUUCUGACACCACUUGGAGCAUUAUACUACAACACAGGUCGCUACGAGGAGGCUUUGCAGGUGUACAGAGAAGCUGUGGCCCUGCAACCGGAGAGCACCGACAUCUGGCUGGCUCUCGCUCAGGUUUUAGCAAUGGCUGGUCGUACCAAAGAGGCAGAGAAGAUGAUGCUCGAUGUCAUAUCCAGAAAAGGCAACUGCAUAGAAUGUUACCGCCUCCUGUCUGCAAUCUACAGCAAGCGUGGCAACUACACAGAGGCUCUGGAGGCUUUGGACAAGGCCCUGCAGCAGAAUCCCAGUGACCUGACAGUGAGAGCAGAGCUAUAUUUUUCCAAAGGGAACCAGCUCAGAGAGAUGAACCAGCUGGACCGAGCCUUUGAGAGUUACAAGCUCGCUGUUGAGCUCAAACCAGACCAAUCACAGGCCUGGAUGAACAUGGGAGGAAUUCAGCACAUCAAGGGAGAUUAUGCAGCUGCCAGGAUGUACUACCAACGCGCCCUCCUUCUCAGUCCAGGUUCCAAACUUCUGAAGGAAAACCUUGCCAAGCUGGACCGACUGGAGAGGAGACUGACAGGGGCUGUGUAGACUGGUGCCAGUGACACGACACAGUGGGACAAACACUUGCUCUGGAGCCCAAAGACCACCCAUUAAGACUGUUAAAUAAACUUAGUCUGUUAUGACGAUGGGCUGCGUGUAGGAGAGAAAAGAAGUAGGGUGAACCUCUCAGGCCUUCAAAGAGACUGGCCCCCAACUACAGGCCCAAAGCCUUUCCUGAAGGAUACAAAGAGAAGCUGGUAAGAGCUCUGUGCAUUACCAGCCUGCAUCAGCUUUUCUUCAACAUGCAUAUCUGUUUUCAACAUUUGCGUUUCAUUUUCUUUAAGGCACUUAAUCAGAGAUCUUCCUGAGCUCUGUGCUCUGCCUUUGAAAAUGAUUCACAUAUUUACAUUAAUGCAAUAAAAGUGUGCAGAUUUAAUGAAGGGAACGAGUGGGCAGGUAUUUUCCUGACCCUAAGGUAUGAAUAAUAAAAUGAUGUAGGUUCAGAAGUCACCUGUUUACUUUGGGGUUCUUUCAGCUCAUGGACACGGAGAACAUCAGAGCCCACUGUUUCAUGCAAACAAACCAUGUCCCAACCUGACAUAAGACACCUACACUUCACACAAAGACAUUUUUGUGAAUGAAUGCCCAUAAACGGAGGUGUAUCGAUUAUUUUUAUGCUUUUGCAUGAAUUAAUAUUGAAGACAAAUCUCAAAUCAAGACCAAGUCACUUGGUCUUGAUUUGAGAUUUGGUCCAAGUGUAACCUAACUGUUGGUAAGCCUCAGAGCCAAACAUUUAUGAUGUUGGUAACGUCCAGCUUCUGAAAAUUCCAAAUCCCAGCCAGCAAUGAUUUCCAUCUCCGUCAGUAUCACAGCAAGCCAACUCACACAAACUCUUGGAAUGUGCUGUCAUUUGGAUUGUUGUUCUUUAUCAAUUCAAAAUGAAGCAUCUCAGCAAAGUUUUUGAUUACUUAUUAUUUUAAAAUGAGUGGUAGUACAAUGUGGCUUUGGAGUUGGAAUCAAUCAGGCACAUUUAACUCUGAGCAACUCUGAAAUUCAGCAGAGGAGCUCUUUGCUGAAACAGUGUCUUGAUGCUCUGAUAUUGUAUCCACGGGACACAAAAGUAGUCCCAUUUCUGCUGUUACAGUUUAUGGCUCCUGCCCUCCAGCAGCUGGGGACUUUCAGACUGCUAACUCUGAACUUCUCUGCAGCAGAAGGAAGUUUUGGCUUGACUGGUUCCUUGUACAUUGUUCAGUGGUAUAAGUGUAACAAUGAUAUGAUUGUAUUCUCUGAUACAUUGUGUCCAUCAUCAAAAAUCACACAGGCAGUGUUACGCUGUCUUGUUUGCAGCAUUGUCUGUCCUCAGACUUUUAACUUUACAUUUUUAGAAAAUAAAAUUUCCAAACUCUAAUUGAAAAUGAGCAAACAUCAGAUGGUGAAUAAAAAUUUAAAUGAGUUCAUUACAGACAUCAGAUUGCCUCUGUCUAUAAUGUUUUUUCAGCUAAGAUAAGCAACGCACACCGCUAUCAUACUUGAGCUCCAUUCUUGGGCCUCAUGAUUAAAUCAGUAACUAUAUUAACUAAAGAAGGUUAUUUAAAGAUCUGCAAAGUAAGUGGAGUUUAUAUUUGUAUAUCCCAAUGGGAAAUAAGGACAGAUUCAUUUGGAUCCCACUCUGCUGGGAUAUUUAAAUGAAUAUAUGUGUAAAGCUCUCUUAAAAUGUCAUUAUUCUGGUAACAGCUGCUUCCUCUCUAGAUUACCUAAAUCAUAUUUAUCUGAUCUCCACUUAUGGCAGAAGCUAGAAUAAACAGCCUGAUGUCACAAGUCUUCAGCAAGUAGAAUAAGUUAAUGUGUCGGCUCCUGUGUGGAGCUCCAACUUAUGGGUUCAUGUGCAACAUAACCUCUGAGGAAUGCUGUUUCGCUGAUCGUUGUGGUUUUAUUGAUUCUCUCGAGUUAAUUUUAUUGUGGAAUGCCAAUGAGAUGAAAGUGAAGUGAUUAGUGCAGUGACUGGGUUGCACCAAGAAAAUAAAAUAUAUCUUUUAUUAAAUGGUGUUUGGAGUUGUUCUUCUUUUAAAUGUCUAAGAAAAAAACAUGAAAUAUUC
Molecule: messenger RNA, 3277 nt
Organism: Haplochromis burtoni (Burton's mouthbrooder)
Lineage: Eukaryota; Metazoa; Chordata; Actinopteri; Cichliformes; Cichlidae
Gene: tmtc1
Product: transmembrane O-mannosyltransferase targeting cadherins 1
Exons: 10
Coding region: 153-1229 (358 amino acids)
Biological process (GO): RNA processing; protein O-linked glycosylation via mannose
Molecular function (GO): mannosyltransferase activity; protein binding
Source: RefSeq, a predicted model, not a curated record